Phytophthora nicotianae INRA-310 is the source of this 966-nucleotide messenger RNA. RefSeq lists its product as hypothetical. Gene Ontology annotation, biological process: NADPH regeneration. Gene Ontology annotation, cellular component: cytoplasm. The coding region runs from base 60 to 824 and encodes 254 amino acids. The transcript has 2 exons. NCBI's taxonomy places the organism in Eukaryota, Oomycota, Peronosporomycetes, Peronosporales, Peronosporaceae. Gene Ontology annotation, molecular function: oxidoreductase activity. The record is from RefSeq and is a predicted model, not a curated record.
AUCCGGAGAUCGACGCGGUGCUCAUCUGCUCACCCACGGAUAAACACGCAGAGCAGAUUAUGGAGGCUGCUAAGAACAAGAAGCAUAUCUUCUGUGAGAAACCCGUGGAUCUCGAGCUUGACGUCGUCAACAAGGCUAUCAAGGCGACGGAGGAUGCUGGUGUGAAGCUCAUGAUCGGAUUUCAACGGCGAUUUGACGCUAACUUCCUUCGCAUCAAAGGAGCAAUUGACCGUGAUGAGAUUGGCAAGGUCAACAUGAUCCGCAUCACUAGCCGUGAUCCCGGACCCCCACCUGUGAGCUACAUCAAGAGCUCGGGUGGACUCUUCCGCGACAUGACCAUCCACGACUUCGACAUGGCUCGCUUCCUGGUGGGCGACGAAGUUGAUGAGGUUUAUACCAUGGCGAAAAGUGUCAACCCGGACAUUGCAGCAGCGGGCGACAUCGACACGGCCGUGGUGCUACUCAAAUUUCGCAACGGUGUGAUCUGCUACAUUGAGAACAGUCGCGAGGCAGCGUAUGGUUACGACCAGCGGGUGGAGAUGCUUGGAUCCAAGGGAUCGGUGGCUUGUGACAACAAGCACUCGAAUCAAGUCGUGGUGUCUACGAGCGAGAGUGUGCGUCGUGACUUGCCGCUGCAUUUCUUCUUGGAACGCUAUAUGGACGCUUAUGUUGGGGAAAUGGAGGCGUUCAUCCGUGUAUGUACUACGGAUGCGCCUGUACCGGUAGGUGGCGAUGACGGUCGCGAGGCUCUGUUGUUAGCUCUUGCUGCGAACAAGUCUCUGGCUGAGAAUCGCCCUGUAAAGGUCGAUGAAUUGCGUGCUUGAAGAACUUGACUUGGGCUCUUUCCUUUCCUGUGAGGCCUUAAGCACAGUUUUGAACAACAUACCUCAUCUGUACUUACAGAGUUUGAUCAAAUGCUUCGUUGUGACUGCUUACUAUUAUACAGAUCGAGAUCUGUGCUGCUGC